Molecule: messenger RNA, 8346 nt
Organism: Ooceraea biroi (clonal raider ant)
Lineage: Eukaryota; Metazoa; Arthropoda; Insecta; Hymenoptera; Formicidae
Source: RefSeq, a predicted model, not a curated record
AGCGGCUACCUGCCUGCCCGCCGCCAACCCUGUCUGCCCCGCGACGCUACCCCAGUAUUCGGGCGAUCGCUAGCAUCCGCGCACGCGACAUUCCUCCGUCGAGGGUGUGCGCCACCCGUGUGCGUGUACGUGUGUGCAUGUGCGUGCGUGCUUUCGUUCGUUCGUCGUGAGUGCGCUACGCGAGAGCAGCGGCAGCAUGUUGAGAACGCUGCCGAUUGCAGUUACAGCGAGCAACGUGGGUUUAGCGUGACGCAACCCCGCGUGGCCACGCUCUGUCUGAUCAGCUCGAUCAACCCUCACGCCCGUGUCCGUGCCCGUGCCCGUGCUGAGAGUACACGGGGCUCGCCGGAAGAGUUACCACCUCUCUUGCAACGGGUGCACGAGGCCUGGCUGGACCUCCGGUCAGCAUCCGCGAGACGGACUGAUGUAGCGCGUCGUCAGUAAACUGGUAACAGAAAGGCUUUACCCGACGGCGAUGCCGCGACGUAGAUCGAUCCGAUCGAUCCGUCGAUAUCUCGGUAAUCACGCCACGAGGACGUCUUCACGAAACACCGAAUUCCUGCGAAGAUCUCGCGCCAUCGAGUAAUGCACAAGUGCGCGUCCCUAGACAUUUAGAGGGUCGGGAACUUGAAGGACGCGAAGCGAUCAGUAACGGCUGAGGAUCGUAGGAUCGAUGGGCGGUUUGGGAUUGCUCUCCGUUACGUUAAUUCUAUCCGUUGGAGGAACUCGAUGGUAUUACGACGUCAAGUGAUCAAGAUUUCGCCAUGAGAGACGCGAAAUAACAGCAGCUUGCAGUGUCGGGCACUUUCGACGCGAUGUAAAUCUGCGCGAACAGUGGUUCGAUACAAUCGAUUGUCUCGCAAAAACGGAUACUUGUGGAAUUCGCGUAUGAUGGAAACGCGAGCGUCGGUCCAGUCACCGGAAGAAAUUUACGGCAACCACGGGGAAUCAUACGUUUCGUCGAGCACGGCGAAUCAUCUGAUAUUUGCUGUCAGAUAAUGCAUGGCCAUCGUCGAUAAUGGACCGAUAAUCCGGCUGAGACUCGCAUUACGAAGCUGACCGUCGCAGUCCAGGACGCUUCGCCGAACAUCGAUUGACAAAGAAAAAGAACACGAUUCCGGACUCUUGAUAAAGUAAGCGCGCCUGAGCGAGCUGGGCGUGCAUUUAGAUUUGUGGGAAUUUCUAAUGUUGCAAUUUUUUCGAUUCGCCCGGAAGCAAUGGCAAGAAUGCGAGGAUCGUAACGAGUGAGGAGUCAUCAGCGUUUUAUCUCUCUUUCUCUCUCCAAUUAUCAGCGAUUACGAAUAAGCAAACGAGAAUCAACUCAGAUACUGCCGGUAAAGAUUCUUACGUGUCCAGAUGCUCACGUGAAUCGCGCUGCAUCAUUGGACAAAUGAGAGAAAUCAGAAGACAUUUCUUCUGCGCGCAAAAACGCGAAACUGUUUCUGGACCAGCGUGGAAACGUACGCGAAGAAGCGUUUCUUCCCUCACAGUCAUUGACGCAAGAAGCAUCGAUUGCUAACGGGGACUCGGCGAGGUACCUCGCGAGCAGCAAUUUUAAUGCAAUCGCUUGUGCCCGUUGCCAUUGCGAGGGAAGUGGGAAUCGUUAGCGGCUCCGUGCGGAAAUCCCGCGGAAGAUUAAUGAACGACGCGGUCGGUGGAACGGCGUCGCGACGAUAGUACCCGAGGACGAUAGGAACCGCUAUAGGCUCCGAGGAAAGCAGCGUCUCUCUUCCUCCAGCGGUCCGGCGCGGCGGUGACGCCGAUCGGGUCGGCUGGAUGCUGUCGCGCUUCCUGCAGGAAUUGUCGUCGGCGGAGAACGGUGUCGUCGCCGAGAAACGCACGGGGACGGGCUUGUGAUCGUACCGGCAACGGGCCGGUCGUUCCCGUGCCCCAAACGAUCGCGCAGCGAUCACCACGGUCGCCGCCGACGGCAGUGAUGUGACGGCGGCGAAGGCAGGCGAGGAGAUGACGGUGACGGUGACGCCGUCGACUUCCGAUGUCGCCGAUAAGGCGGUGUCGACGGACGAUGGCGGCGGCGGCGGCAUGGAGGUGGCGCGUCUCGAGGCCGUCCUCGCCGCCCUGGUGGAGACGAAGGUGGAGGCGAUGAAGGCGUCGUCGACGCUCAGCCGACGUUCCGGCAGUGCGCCCGCGAGUCCGCGCCGACUUAGAUUGACCUCGACCUCGACGGCCUCCUCCUCGUUGAACCAUCACCACCAUCAUCAUCACCAUCAUCAUCAUCAUUCGCAGCAGCAGCAGCAGCAGCAGCUCAACAAGAAGAAGGCUCAGCAGCAGCAUCAUCACCAUCGCCGCAAGCGUCACGACUCCGCGCCCUGUGGAAGUGAAUACCUCAACAACGUGACGGAUCACUCCCAGCACAAGCUACCUAACGAAAAAGGACGGAGAAGAGCUUCCGAAACUCCUCGAAGCCCUCGAAAGAAGCGCAGGCAUUCGAGGAGCCCAAACGUUCUUCAAGGCGUCGUUCAAGAUGUUCACGUCGGCCUCGAUUCGCGCUUCGAGCUGCUCGGCAUUGACGGCGACCAAGAUGUGGCCCUAAUAAAUUUCGAAAGGGCUAAAGAAGUUCUCGGCGACUCCUGCGAAUAUCCGCGGCUGCACCGAAGUGCCUGCUACUUUUCCCAAAGCGCAGCUCAAUUAAAAAUUCAUUACGACGAUGACGACUACGUGGCGUUGAACGUAGCCGACGAGCUGGAGGAGGAGGAGAUCCUGAGCGGUCCGGAGAAGCUGGACGAGCCUCAGGGAAGAUACCACCGGCCGCGAAGAAAGCGCAAACGUAAACGGCGCAAAAUCGACUCCGUCGGCCCGGAUGAGGAGCUCGUCGAUCCCGGGGAACUUCCGCCUCGUGCGCGAUGGACGAUCGUCGCGACAGCUUGUCUUCUGCUCGCCAUGUGCUUGCUCUUGGUCGGUGUAACGCUGCGGAUGGCGCCUAUAAUCGACGACAUGGUACGGAAGGAGAACGAGGAGCUGCUGAACUCCCUGAACAGGGAUAUUUCCGUGCCCGAGAACGUCACAGCGCCGCCCUAAAGGGGGAUAAUCCUUUUGGACGGAAGCGCAUCGCUUGUCCGUCGCUCUCGAUACGCUUCAGCCGCGCCAAGCGGGAGUCUCGCCUCGCGGGAGGAACACGCUUCAUGAUGGCGAGCAACGUCGCAGGAUCAACGUCGGCAUCGCUACGUUUCGUUUUACGAAGCGUCGAACGCCCGGCCGGGAAUUCGAGGGGGAAAUUUCAAGAUGAUGGUGAGAAACAUCGGCGGUUCUGCCGUCUCCGACAGAUCUCGAAUCGGCGUCAUGCUGAUUAGUAAAGCGUAAAGCGGUGCGCCGCAGCUUUGACAGGAUGCGCCAAUCGCGCGUCCUUGCGACGUCGCAGGAACGUUGCUGCGAAAAAUCCGAUCGCCACGUUCGUAUCGUGUUUCGUCGUUUAUUGUAUCGUUGCCGCGUUCCCAAACGUCGCGUUUGGUACAUAUAUAUGUAUAUACAUGCAUGUCUCUCGUAUCGAUGCAGACUAGGUGCUCCCGAUUCCAGCAAGCUUCUCCAAUAAAGAGCUCGCUUCGAUUGGAGUGGUGUGCCGGGCCAGCAUUCAACCUGAAUUAUUGCCCAAGUUUCGCGAAGAUUAAACAUUUUCAGCAGCACGAUUUAUACUCGAUAAGUACGCUUCAAACGGAAACUUGCGAAGUCUCGAAGAUAAGAGCCGCAACGUGGCUUCAACAAUUGUCCCUUAUCAUCUCGACAUUAUUCGCAUCUGUCGCAUCGUGAUCGCGAACACGAAUCAAGCAGCGUCCUAGUCUGCACUGAAACGAGUUGUAAUUCUCUAAGUGCAAUCUCUGAUGAGAGCCCGGAGCUCGCGCAGUUCGAUCGUCGCGAGGUAAUCCGACGAUAGAUCGCACACCGAACGCCAACAACGAAGGAACGAUUUACAAUUAGAGGAGUGACACGCGAGAGAACAGUAUAGACGUGGACGUGGAUCUGGCCGUCCGUCGGCGAUGGAAAUCGGUGGUCGCGCGAGACCUUUCAUCGUGUGCCUAUCCACUUCCUCGGACGUGCGGACGUGGACAUACGUGGCCCGAAUCAGGUACACGUGAUGUAUCGAUCUGCGUCAUCAGCAUGCGAAUAUACGGUACUUUACACAUUGCGCGAGGGGAGGCAGCUGUCACGGAAAUCGUGUCACCAGACGGAAUCGACGGCUUCUCUCUCCCUCCGUCUCUCCCUCCUCUCCCUGUUUCUUUCUUUCUCUCUGCUCUUUUACACGUCUUCCAGGACGAGAAGGGACAAGGCUCUCGAUGAACCGAGGCUCUCUCAGCCGCUGCCGAUUCUUCGCGCCGACGACAGACCCGGAGUGUUUUUUGUGCAUAUAGAAAGCUGUACAUAUAAGGAUGAUCGUUAUUAACAAUCGUUUGUAGACACAUCGAGAGGAUAAUCGAGAGAUAACGGCGGUAUUGUUGUUGUCAAUUGUAAGAUAAAUUGUCGUAGAAGACGCUCGUCGAAAUUGCGCGAUACAAAAAGUAAAGAGAAAAAGAAUGGUGCAAGGAUUGAUGAUUAGCUAUGAUUAUUGAAAUGAUGCGCUCGUAUGUGCUGUGCGUGUGCGUGUGUAUUGUUGUACAUGUGUGAGAAUAUAGUUAACACUAUCGCACGAAACGGCCCAAGUAUUUUUAUUCGCUUCAUUCUGCUGCUCUCGGUGCAAUUUCCCAUCUCGCUUUGUGACUAAUUGCUUAAAAGUUUUAUCGGACGUUUUUCGCUGCGAUGAUGGCGAUUCAGCGGCAACUUUUCCCGAUACGUUUAUUUUGCGGCGCUUUCACGUGUGGAAAAUAUUGUUUGCGAACGCAACUCGAGCUAAUAAAUCUUGUACUUUUGCAAUUAAGCGAUGUUCGUAAUUUUAAUAGCGGCACGCUCAUCUAUACUUCACAAUUUUUGCAAGCAGCAUUUAUUAUUCUCACAAGAAUAUGUGAUUUAUUUUUAAAAAACUUUCAAACUCUUAUAUUCAACCAUUACAUUCACUGUGUACUAGUCGCUUUGUUUGUGACUGGAAUUAUUUCACUCGAUAUUGUCAGAUGAAAUCUGAUGUCGGAAUCAAUCUCUGAAACAAGCGACAUUUUGCGACAGUAAAAAAGAAUCAAUAUAAUACGUAUAUGGAUAAAAUAAAAUAAAUAUAGCUCUCGGUGAAGCAUAGUCUGAGCACCGUUCACAUUCGAUCCAGCUUACGCUGAGAAAUGUAACCGACACGUUCGGACAAAAGUCCCCAGCGGCACAAUAAUGUCGAACGUCGAAGUCGACCGAAGACCGAAAGAAGUCUAACAGGAAUUUCAAGAAAAUCUUAUUCGCUUAAGAAAGCCUUGCCCACGUGACGCUCGACAAAUCGCUUUCGAUCGUUCACAUCAAUAGAAGAGCGUUACUUCUUUAAUCUUUACAUUUUUCCUUUUAGAGCACAAAAGGGAUGCGUAUCAAAGCGUAAAUGUAAUUCUCUCUCGUCUACCAUUCCGUAAACUCUUUUUUACUCGUUAUUUCGAUAUACGAAUGUAUGGAAUGGGCGAUAUUCCGAUGAAUUAAUUUCAAUUAGAGCAUAUCGUUUCAAAGAGGAAUUCGAUCAUAAUUUCGAAUCUCUGCGAGUUGGCAGGCUCGACAUAAAGAGAGAGGAAACUUUUCUAUCCGAGUUAAUAUUAAUACGUUAGCAUCUACGAUAAAUACUGUUGGAGUUUACGUGCGUAUGUAUUAUAUGUAUAGCGAUUAGUCCCUAAUGCCGUUUUCCGCGAUGGGAAGCACGUGACGCGUAAUCAGGCGCUUAUCAAGCGCUUAAAAGGAGGAAGUGCAUUAGAAUUUUUGUGACGAUUUAUUACUGGACUCGCAAUACGUAUACGCCGGACGGCGUUCGUCUCGAAAAUACUAUACGAUCGCGCGACUGAUGGACCAGUAAGCGGCGACCAGAAGAAUUCUUCUUCGUCUUUCGACCAAUCUCUUCGAAUCAUCAAUCUCUCUGUCUUACGUGCCGAAUUAACGCGCGUUUGCGUUUCCGCGUCCCGCUGUCUAUUCUAAAGAACCGUCCCGAGAAUGAUUUCGUUCUGCUGAAAAACUACUUCGCCGAUCGUCAAGUCUAAUAUCUUUUCCAUUACCUUACCGUACGAUAGGAACGACGACGCAGGCUCGAUCGAUCGAUCGAUUGCGUGAUCAACUGAUUGCUUAUCGUCGCAGAAAGGAGACGAUCAGUGUGAUAGAUACGUUUGCGUCGCACAAUCAAUCGGCAAACGUUAUCGCCGAUCUUUCGCGAUACGUAUUCUCGCAUACAAGAACAUACAUAUAUUGUACAGAGGCUCAUGAAAACCCGGUCUCUCGGACGAACGUCGGGAUUUUUUUCCAGAUGAAAUCGACGUUGAGGAUCGUUAUAGCGGAGGAAGUCGCAGCGAAUCUUGUCGAUAGGUUUAUUAUUAGUAGUUUUUAAAGUAACUCACGGCCGUAUAUCUCGCGCCGGAAUAUUUCGGCCACGGCCGAUCGACUCGGCGACGAAGACGCAAUAAUUCACUGUGUCGCGUGAAAAUUCUCGCGCGAGACCCUUUUCUAUGAAGGCAUUUCCCUUUUCUACCUGUAAUCGUUAAUAAAUUCUGCUAGGGCCACUUGUAGAGAGAGUAUAUUGAACCUUCGUCCCCGCAUCUUCUUUUGCGUACGCUUGGAGAUCACUUGGCCUAAUGUGAGAAGUUCGUUUACGUCUAAUAAGCGAGCUAAUAAAUAGUUUAGUAACCGCGCGCGCUCGUGGUUUCCUGAAUGGUCUCGUAGAGAUUCCACGAGCGCGGAUAUCGAGUUCGACGAGUGUUCGAGCGUGUAGUGACGUUAUAGAAACUUCGUACGAGGAUAAAUAGAAAGAUAUAUAGAGAGAGAAUAAGAAAAGAGUGAAAGAAAGAUAUGUUAUUGCGCUGGUCGCGUCUUUAUUUCUUACGAGACACUAUGAUACCACCGAGGAUGCAAUCGCGCCGAUUUGGCAUCGCGUGGCGCAUUGGCGACGCUCCUUUUGUCAAGUACUGCAUUGUACUUUUAAAGUCUAAGCUCUCGAGAUGCGUGUGCCAAACCUGCGUUUGUACGAUAUGCACUCCAGUUUCCUUCGACAAUCAUAGUGCCGUACGUUAGUGUGAGUACGUUUUUGCUUGUGCGCGCGUUUUUACGGGAAGAGAACGGGCAUUUUUCCCCUGCGGGGAACGCAGCGCGGCUCGUUACGCGAGCGACAAGCCUUUACGGAAAUAAGCAAAUUGUUCAUCAAUUGAUUGCUCAAGAUUGUUGAAUCGGGAAGUGCGUAGGAUAAGGUAGCUUCCAUGUCUUGCAUUGCUUCGAUGUUAUUUUCUCACUUCACGGCUUUGACAUCGCGUUCGCGAUAUACGAUGCUAUCGACAGAUAAAUGUGUUCGCUGCGAGAAAAUUUAGAGGUGUCGAUGAGAUGCACAAGAUAAUGAUUUUUAACAAUUCGCUCAAAAGUUCAAAUACUUAAUAUGAUCGAGAGAGUUCAAAGAAGCGUGAUUAUCAAAUUGUUCCGAUAUCGUAAUUCGAUAUUAUUCAAAUUGUUCCGAUAUCGUAAUAAACCAAUUUGGAAAAUCCAUCUGCUUUGAAUAGAUAUUUUGUAUAUGAUCCUACGUGGCCUACACGUGAUUAUAUAGUGGCAAUAUUUAAAUACAAUUUUUAAAAAUUACAGUAAGAUUUUCAUUAGAAAAAAAUUAUAUUAAGAGUUUGCUAUCGCUAUGCUUUUUGUUUCUAGAAAGACAGAAAAUCUAUUCUUAUUAUCUCUAAACUUACCAUCGUCUCAAUUUUUUUAGUAAAGUGCACAUAAUGCACAGGAAAUUUAAAAACGUAUACGUCUCUUGUUUUCUACAUGAAAAACAAGAAGACAGUGAUUGCUUUGUUAAAAAUGAAAAACGAUACAUAGUAAAGAAUAACUAAUAAACUCUGUGCAUACAAUUAGAAAAUGCAUAUGCGAAUAACUGUGCGGGUUUUUGCAGUAACAAUUGGACGACGCGCAUAAUACUGAACAAUAAGCAGGUUGCAUCAAAAGUCUUUGUAUGCAACUUUCAUCUUGUCGCUCUCGUACGCGAAGCAAGCGUGUUUUAUUCAAGAGAAAGAGUCACGCGAGUAGCAUAUUUCGGGCACGUUGACGAGAUUUUACGCCAGGGAUUGUAAUAGUAAUACGAUAAUAUCUCGACCACACACGCGCGAGGUGUGUAUAUUAGAGCGAGACACUUUUUGUUGCGAGAUGUUAAAAGUGGAUAAAAUAUUAUUAAAAAAAAUUUAUGUUUCUAUAUUGUAAUAACGUUUAUGUAUAACGAAGUUAUUACGAUGCAAAAAAUAUACAUAUAUACUAGUUGUCCGG